UGAGCUUCCAGCAGAGACUACUGUGUUGGUGACCACAACGGUUCCAGAUGAGGUCAUCUCUGAGAGUGUGAAGGAAGUUACUGCAGAAGCACCAUACGUUGUCAUGACAAUGGAGCUGGAUACUGAGAUCACUAAUGAGAUUGAGCAGGAGGCAGCUGCUUUGCCUACACAUCCUCUGGUUGAACAGAGGGUGGAGCUGGCUUUGUUACUGACUGGAGAACCAUGGAGUGAAGAGCUGUUCAACUCCACCAGCAGUGAGCAUCGCAGACUCACUCAGCAGAUCACAGAGAAGAUAUCCGCUGCUUUGGAGAAACUGACAGAAUUUAAGGGUGUGUCAGUAUUGAACAUCAGGCCACAGGUGGAUCCCUCAAGGUAAAUUACACUCGAUUGUUUCCAUGAAUGCAGGUUAGUGAGUGAGAGAAUGUAUUUUUUUGCAGUCUUUCCUUGAGUUAGUAUAAACAAGCAAUAAUCAUGUUUAUAGUCAUGCAAUUACAAUGGAAGUCUAAGGGGCAAGACAUUGUUUGUAUAUUAACAUUAAAAUACCCAAUGUUUCGAAAAUAUAGCCACAAGAAUUACAAUUGAUGAUGUGAGACUAUUGCAAAGUUAUCCAAUCUUUCAACUCAUGUCAUGAUCAUGUUCUGUCCCGUAGACUAAGUGUGGUUGUUGUUUUCUCUCUGCAGUGGUGAUAAGGCAGUACUGGUGGAAUAUGUUGUGUCCCUCCAGACCAACAGUGAAGUAAUCAGCAGUGAGACGCUGGACUUUAUUAAUCUUCAAUCCAACAUGGUAGAGGGCACCUUUAGUUACUCAGAGGGGCCCACAGUCCAGUACACCAUUAUUGACCUCCACCCUGACAUCACUGAGGCUCUGCAUGUGGAAACAUUUCCAGAGGAAACCCAUCCUGCCGAGGAGUCACCAGACCCUGACCACAAGGAUGACAUUUUAUCAGUAGAAAAACCAUCCGAGCUGCCUGGAGAAGUGGCAAAGGAGGCCUUUACAAUUAGUGACCAUUUGGAUCCUACAAUGUCAGAAGAGGAAGGUAUGGGAGAGCAGGAUGGCAUACAUUUAGAUGAGACCACACAACCGCUUAUAGACUAUCCCAGCGGCAGUUUCUCAGAGGACCUUCAAGACAAGGACUUGGUGUUACGGUUUUCCCCUAGCCAGACUCCUGCUGUGGAAGAUGAAGCGGCUGGUCCUGUUAUCGAUGCCAAGCAAGACAGUGACAUCACAAUGGAUGAACUUGACCCCGCCUCUGGAUUUGGUGUAAUCGAAGAAAAUUGGGUAACUGUCCUUCCUACUGAAGCUCAAGAGCCAGUUGGAGAUACAGAAGUUGAUGAAGAGUUUUUGGUUAAUGUAGAUAUGCCACAGAAAGAGGACUAUGAAUUCUCCACAAUUACAACAGUGGUUGAAGAGGACCAGAUCUUGCCUGAGGAAACCACAGAAUUAAUUACUGUUGAAGCUGGAGAAGAUGAAAACCUACAACGUGGUAGUGAUGCCCCUGCAAAGCCACCAGUCAAGGUGGCUGAGGCAGAAUCUACCCCACAACCUGAGGAAGACCUCAUAUUACCUGCAGAAGAAGAGAGGCAAAAGGAAGACAACAAGGAAGAAAUUGUUCUAACAGAAACACAAAAGGAUGAGGAAACUGAAGUUGCUGUGGUCACGAAGGAGAAAUCAGAGGAGGCUGGAGAAGAGGAAGAAUAUGUUGACAGUACCACAAUGACACAUGAGAACAAAGAUUUUGUACUAACGGAUGUUUCAGCUAUACAGUUUUCAAAGGAAGUUCUAAAACAGGAAGAGAUCCUAUUGGUCACCAUUGAACCAGCAAACCCAGUUUACUCAACACCGCUUUCACCUGAAAUAGAACCACCCUUCUCCCUCUUGACCAUGAAGACCCCAGAAGAGGUGGAGUUGGGGCAUAAUUUAAAUUCAGAGGUCAUGACUACAUCUCUGGAUGUGAUAGAUUACAGAGAGGAAGAGGGUAGUGGUGUCCCUAGUGUCAUUCAGGGCGAUGAAGUUUCCAGCAUUGCCUUGCCAACUAACCCUGGGCGGUCUUUGAUAGUGUUUUUCAGUCUUCGUGUAACUAACAUGAUUUUCUCUGAGGAUUUGUUCAAUAAGAGCUCUGCAGAGUACAAAGCCUUGGAGCAACGGUUCCUUGAACUGUUGGUGCCAUAUCUGCAGUCAAACCUCAGUCACUUUGAGAACCUGGAGAUCUUGAACUUCAGAAAUGGAAGUAUUGUGGUGAAUAACCGUAUGAAGUUUGGGAAGCCUGUUCCACGUGAAGUCAAUGCUGCUGUUUACCUCAUUCUUGAGGACUUCUGCAACACAGCUUACCAGACCAUGAACCUCGCCAUUGACAAAUAUUCUUUGGAUGUCGAAUCAGGGGAACAUGCAGACCCAUGCAAGUUUCAGGCAUGUAAUGAGUUUGCAGAAUGUACAGUGAACCGCUGGUCAGGUGAGGCUGAAUGUGUGUGUAAUGCUGGUUACUUCAGUGUGGACGGACUACCCUGCCAGAGCAUCUGUGACCUUAAGCAUGACUUCUGCCUGAAUGAUGGGAAAUGUGAUGUCAUUCCAGGCCAAGGAGCCAUCUGCAGAUGCCGUGUGGGGGAAAACUGGUGGUACAGAGGGGAACAUUGUGAAGAAUAUGUUUCUGAGCCACUCGUGGUUGGCAUUGCCAUAGCAUCUGUUGCUGGGUUCCUGCUGGUGGCAUCAGGAGUAAUCUUCUUCUUAGCAAGAACUCUGAGAGACCAGUAUGACAGGGAUGAGACGGAGGACCAAGUACGGGGAGAGGACAGGCCACCAUUUAUAGACACAGCCACUAAGUAUAACCCCAUGUUCGAGAGCGAUUUAACGACAGGCUACAGCCAUUACUACCAGCGGUACCCAGAGCCCCCAGUCCACAGCAGCGCCAGUGCUGAAGCAUCCACUGACUUCAGCAGUGAAGAGAUACGCCAUAUUUAUGAGAACAGCGAACUCACCAAGGAGGAGAUUCAAGAUCGCAUACGCAUCCUUGAACUCUACACGAGAGAUCGACAGUUUGCAGAUUUUUUGCAGCAGCAUCAAAUAACAAUGGAUAAUCGAAGAGAAAGUUCCUCAACAUAGGACAUAUGUCCAAUAUCCUGCUGGGUGCAUGACAUUGAAGAAACUUGCCUUGUCUUUUGGGAAAUGACCUCUCAGUGAUUCCUGAGCAAAAGCCUCUCUUUUUCCUCUUAGGAGACUAUAUUGCCAUCACAAAUAAAAAUGGUUAACUAUAGAUCUUUCUUAAAAUACGCUAUUUUGUUGCUUUUAUUAUUAUAUUUUCCCUACUGUUAAAGACCAUUUCACUUUUUUUCUUUAUUAGAACAAGAUCGCAGUCACAGACAAUGCCAUUGGUUAAAAUUUUUGUUAGUGCCUUAUUCUUAUAGCUGUGGUCCGUCUCUCAGCCAAACAAUCUUUGGUUUUCAGAGGAAAAGAUCCCUGAUGCAUUAUUCUUGAAAGUUACUUGAAUCAGACCAUCAAUGUUCUAUU
Rhinichthys klamathensis goyatoka is the source of this 3501-nucleotide messenger RNA. It is a transcript of the gene impg2a, whose product is annotated as interphotoreceptor matrix proteoglycan 2a. The coding region runs from base 781 to 3096 and encodes 771 amino acids. Gene Ontology annotation, biological process: visual perception. The transcript has 14 exons. Gene Ontology annotation, molecular function: hyaluronic acid binding; heparin binding. Lineage: Eukaryota; Metazoa; Chordata; Actinopteri; Cypriniformes; Leuciscidae. The record is from RefSeq and is a predicted model, not a curated record.